AUGGGCGGAGAUGAGAAGUUGAGAUUGACAGCUCGGGCCUGCCGAUACCACGAACCACGCAACUCAUACGCGGUCAUCGAGCUCAUCGCAGGCUUUGUGGCCAUCCAGCUGCCCUUCCAGCCCCCCAGCAGUCUCCUCAGCCUCACCAUCACCAACAAACACAUCUACAGCCUGCUGAGACCCGAGCGGAACGACCAGCUAUACGCCACCAUCUUCAGGAACCUGUUCGACGUCAAGGCACUCCAACGCCGUCUCAGAGCCUUCCCCCUCUCAGACAGCAGCACUGCCACCCCCUCUCCACCAACAUCAUCAACUGGCCAGCUAGUACAAGGCACCGAUCCGACGGGUGUCAAUACUCUCACAAACCGAGGGGAUCAAAACGAGCAAGCUGAUCAGUCAGAUGGGCACAUCAAGAGCUCGGCUGGAGGCUGUAUAGGACACCCCGACCAAGCCACAGAGGAACCAGCCCAAGAACAUACUAGACCGACGACGACGAACAAGGAUGGCUCAGAACUGUGCAACCGGCAUCUGGCGGCAGCUUACUUCGAGCGGCUCGGCCUCUUCCGCCGCAUGCGCAUCUUUGCCGCCCAUCCUGCACCGACCUCUCCCGACCGCCCGCGCGCAACCGACCUCGAACCAUACAAGAACCAGCCCGCGUUCCCCCAACCUGGCAAUCAUCCCAUGAGCUUGCUCUCUCGUGAUCUCUGGCUUAUCUAUCUUAUGGUCCUCGAGAACGACGGCCGCAAUUGGUCCCAGUUACUCAAGUCGGGCCACAUUGUUGGCUUCUUGCUCAAUUACUUUCAUUAUGAGAUUAGUCUGUCAGCUACUUCUCCAGGCUACCCGAAGGAGCGUCCAGAGAUCGCAAUCGCUCUCCGACUCUGCCACCUCUUUCUCGACUUGCAGCAGGAGGGGCCUGAGUCCGGCCCGGGAUCCGACGCCGCCAAUUAUUGGACAUCCGAAGCGGGCAUCGAGACGUAUUUGUUUGCAUUAAAGCCUUACACUCUGGCAUCUCACCAAUAUGAUGUAGCUUAUGCUGCCUGGUCCAUCCGUCAGCUACCGAUCAACCUCUCAUCUCAAGCGGUCCUACGAGUAUUAUCAACAAAGUUAACCCGGCGGGAGAUGGCGGCACUGACGCCGAGCCCGCCCGUGCGGGAGCCCUCACCGGAGGAGCGCGAGCUGUCGCCUGGGUCCUCGACAUCAACCGACGGACUCUCCUACUCGGACUCGUAUGAUCAAGUGAUGAGGCGCUAUCCUGAGCAACCUAUAAAGCGUUAUUCUCAGCUGACAUACAUGGGGAGACUGUUCAGGAUCCUUCCGCCGCUGCACAGCCACGUGGCCUUGCUGAGUUUCUUCUGGUGCAACAUCCGCCACAACACCGGCGUAGCGGGGACACAGCAGACCGUAGACGUAGACGACCAGCUGGAGUUUUUCCUGGAAAUGAUGCGGAGCGUAGUGGAUCUUCGUUCGGAGGAGUACGACCGGGAAUUCGUGCGCCAGACGAGUUGCUUAGACCCUUACAUGUCUCCAGGCCUGCAGUUCGACUUCUACCGGGGCUGUUUCCGGGGCGGCUGGGACGGGCAGUUCGGCUUCUUCGACCUGUCGAGCUAUCGUCUCAUGCUCGGCGGGCAGAUCGAGGCCGUCUACCAGGGCCGCUAUGGCGACCAGAACCAGGUCUUCAAGGUCCAAGAGUUCUUCGUCCGGGUCCGCGACAACCAGCCCGUUGAGUUCCUGGGCGACUCGCGCGAGAAGUAUCUCGAGCAGCCUCGAAGGCCCUCUUCAACGGCUUCCUCCGAGGCCGUCGCAGAGGAGAAGAAGGAGCCCAUGGAGAGCGAGAUCGAGCACCUCAACCAGAUGCAGUCGCUGCUCUACCCCGUGCCCAUCGAUCCCGUGCUGGUCGAAUACGAUCCCGCCGAGGAGUACGAGCUCCAGAUCCAUGGAGCCGGCCAUUCUUCCUGGGGCUCUUUCAAAGUCAAGGGCCGUGUCCGAGCAUGGGACGGGAUGGUCACCUUCCUCAAAAUCUAUGAUGCGGGGCGCCAUGGCACAUGGCUCUACCGCGGCUAUCAUGCCGCCGGUAACAUGAUUGUGGGUAGAUGGAGGGACACACAUACUUCUGAAGCAGCUGAUGGUUACGAGGGGACUUUUGUCAUGUUCACCAGGAAUUGA
Puccinia triticina is the source of this 2163-nucleotide messenger RNA. RefSeq lists its product as uncharacterized. The transcript is spliced from 6 exons. NCBI's taxonomy places the organism in Eukaryota, Fungi, Basidiomycota, Pucciniomycetes, Pucciniales, Pucciniaceae. The record is from RefSeq and is a predicted model, not a curated record. Bases 1 to 2163 code for a protein of 720 amino acids.